UCUUUGGCUUCCUUUUGCUAAUGUAAAUUAGUAAAAUGUUGCCAGUAUUUUGGAGUAGAAGUUAUUUCCUUCCAAUUCAGAUUUGGAAUUUUUCCCUCUGGAGCAUGUUGAGAUCCAAUUCUUGUUUGCAUCUAGAGCUGAUAAGGGGUGGUAGGAGUAUAUCUUGAGGAGUCUAUGUAUCCCAUUGCAGGAUAAGUUCCCAGCUGAGGUCAUUAUAAGGUCUCAAGCUAGAGGUGGCUAGACUUCUCAGACAGGAGAACUCUGGGCUCUUUCACUAGUAAAGGACACUCAGGGAUAUUUUGGAACUUUUUGAUGUUCAAAAUCAUCCAAAUUAACCUAGAAUUCUCUAUUUCAAGUCUCAAGGUUUUUCCUCUUCCCAAUCAGUUUCUUCCCUUUCCCUUGACAUAACUAUGUAUUCAACUUACAUUGUGACUCUGCAAUCAUUCCAAUUAAAUUUUAUUUUCAGUUAGCUUAGUCGUAUGGCUGAAACAAAGGAGAGAUUCUUUUAGGUUCACCAUUAUGAGCUCUCUGCACUGUGAAUUUCAAGCCUUAGGCCUCAUCAUGCAAAAUUUCCAGCAUAAUUAAAUAUAUAUAGCUAUUUCACCUCUCAGUCUUUGAGGUACUCAUAAUUAUCACAGCGGUCACUAUAUCCCCUUAUACACUUGUGUCAAUAGGGCAGUUCACUACAAUCAACAUUGAGUAGUAGCUAAUUGUGAUGUCACUACAUGCCAUUCGUCAUUGGAUUAGAAUUCAGCAGUGUGUUUAAGACCAGUGUUGUGCCCAGAUCAAUCCCAGAUUCCCAUUUUAUCUUUCUCUUUUGAUAUCACUCCUAGUACCAACUCUUGUGUCUGUCAAUAUCCUGUCCAGAUAAGAAAAACCCACCAAGGAAAAUCAAUAUAGGAAAAUUUUAAAAAGUUAUUAGAGGACUGAAAAAUAAAAAUCGAACACUGAGAGACCCAGAGUUUUUAUUUUCAGCACUGCAGCUCUGAUGGUCCAGCUCCACCAGGACGCAGAUUCCAGAUCCUUAAAGGUCAGCCUAGCACCCUGAACAGCUCAGAGGGAGGAACCAGACCAGCAGUGCCUCAUACCUUGUCAUCGUCUGCUCUAGGCAGAUGGCUCCAUAAUCACAGCUUCAUGAUGGCAAUGGGUGAGCCUCUGGUGCACAUCAGGGUCACUCUUCUGCUGCUUUGGUUUGGGGUGUUUUUGUCCAUUUCUGGCCACUCUCAGGCCAGGCCCUCCCAGGGUUUCACUUCCUCAGAAGUGGUAAUCCCUUUGAAGGUGAUCAGCAGGGGCAGAGGUGCAAAGGCUCCUGGAUGGCUCUCCUAUAGCCUGCGGUUGGGGGGACAGAGAUACACUGUCCACAUGAGGGUAAAGAAGCUGUUGUUUGCCACACACCUCCCUGUGUUCACCUACACGGAGCAGCAUGCCCUCCUCCAGGAUCAGCCCUUCAUCCAGGAUGACUGCUACUACCAUGGUUAUGUGGAGGAGGUCCCCGAGUCCUUGGUUGCACUUAGUACCUGUUCUGGGGGAUUUCUUGGAAUGCUACAGAUAAAUGACCUUUUUUAUGAAAUCAAGCCAAUUAGUGUUUCUGCCACUUUUGAACACCUAGUACAUAAGAUAGACAGUGAUGAUACACAGUUUCCACCUAUGAGAUGUGGGUUAACAGAAGAGAAAAUAGCACGCCAAUUGGAGUUGCAAUUGUCAUAUAAUUUCACUCUGAAGCAAAGUUCUUUUGUUGGCUGGUGGACCCAUUGGCGGUUUGUUGAGCUGGCGGUGGUCGUGGAUAAUGGUCGAUACCUUUUUUCUCAAAGUAAUGCAUCAAUAGUGCAGCAUGAAGUAUUUAACAUUAUCAAUAUAGUGGAUUCCUUCUAUGAUCCUUUGGAGGUUGAUGUAAUUUUGACUGGAAUUGAUAUAUGGACUUCAUCAAAUCCAGUUGCUACCAAUGUAGACCUAGAUAAUGUUUUAGAAGAAUUUGCUACUUGGAAGACUUAUAACCUUAAUAAUCGACUACAAUAUGAUGUUGCACAUCUUUUCAUAAAAGAGAUGCAAGGCAUAAAGCUUGGUGUUGCCUAUGUUAAAGGAAUAUGCCAUAAUCUUUUUAAUUGUGGAGUUGACGUUUUUGAAGACAACAGGUUGGUCAUUUUUGCAAUUACUUUGAGCCAUGAGCUUGGUCAUAAUUUGGGUAUGCGACACGACACUGAAUGGUGUGUGUGUGAGCUACAGUGGUGCAUAAUGCAUCCCUACAGACAGUUGACAACUAAAUUUAGCAACUGCAGUUAUGCCAAUUAUUGGGAUAGUACUAUCGGUAGGGGAUUAUGUAUUUACCCUCCUCCAUAUCCAGGGAAUAUCAUUAGACUGAAGUACUGUGGGAAUCUAGUGGUUGAAGAAGGAGAGGAAUGUGACUGUGGAACCACACAGCAGUGUGCAGAAGAUCCCUGUUGUCUGUUAAACUGUACUCUAAGUCCUGGAGCUGCUUGUGCUUUUGGAUUGUGUUGCAAAGACUGCAAAUUUCUGCCACCAGGGACUUUAUGUAGACAACAAGUUGGUGAAUGUGACCUUCCAGAGUGGUGCAAUGGGACAUCCCAUCAAUGCCCAGAUGAUGUGUAUGUGCAGGACGGGAUCUCCUGUAAUGUCAAUGCCUUCUGCUAUGAAAAGACAUGUAAUAACCAUGAUAUACAAUGUAAAGAGAUUUUUGGCCAAGAUGCAAGGAGCGCAUCUCAGAGUUGCUACGAAGAAAUCAACACCCAAGGAAACCGUUUUGGUCACUGUGGUAUUGUAGGCACAACAUACGUAAAAUGUUGGCCCCCUGAUAUCAUGUGUGGGAGGGUUCAGUGUGAAAAUGUAGGAAUCAUUCCCAAUCUGAGGGAGCAUUCUACAGUGCAGCAGUUUCACCUCAAUGACACCACUUGCUGGGGCACUGAUUAUCAUUUAGGGAUGUCUAUACCUGAUAUUGGUCAGGUGAAAGAUGGCACAGUAUGUGGUCCAGAAAAGAUCUGCAUCCAUAAGAAGUGUGCCAGUGUGGUUCGUCUGUCACAAGCCUGUCAGCCUCAGACCUGCAACAUGAGGGGAGUCUGCAACAAUAAACAACACUGUCACUGCAACCGUGAAUGGGCACCUCCCUACUGCAAGGACAAAGGCUAUGGAGGUAGUGCUGAUAGUGGCCCACCUCCUAAGAACAACGUGGAAGGAUUAAAUGUGAUGGGAAAGUUGGGUUACCUGUUAUUAUUGUUCCUUCUUCCUUUGAUUCCUUUUUUAUUAUAUUGCUUACUUGUGCUUUUUAAGAAACGUAAAAAAAGUAAAAAAGAUGAAGAAUAAGAGAAAUGGGAAAAAGGAGACUACGCCUCAUACUUCAUUGUUGAAUCUCCAAUUUUUCUUUUAAUAAUAGAAAAAUAUGAAGGCAUGUCUUACUGUUUAAACAAAACUUCAUGGACAUUUCAUGUCAGGAUCACAAGCAUUAGAUAUCACAGCAAAGGAUUCCUAGCAUAUUCUUACUUCUCUAUGGUGUCUUAAGCAAUAUUAAAGGUUCAUUUUCCCA
Messenger RNA from Cebus imitator (Panamanian white-faced capuchin), 3535 nucleotides. It is a transcript of the gene ADAM20, whose product is annotated as ADAM metallopeptidase domain 20. Gene Ontology annotation, molecular function: metalloendopeptidase activity. The record is from RefSeq and is a predicted model, not a curated record. Gene Ontology annotation, biological process: proteolysis; male gonad development. The transcript is spliced from 2 exons. Bases 1135 to 3315 code for a protein of 726 amino acids. Lineage: Eukaryota; Metazoa; Chordata; Mammalia; Primates; Cebidae. Gene Ontology annotation, cellular component: sperm head plasma membrane; plasma membrane; external side of plasma membrane.